AUGGCAAGAACAGUGUGUGUGGUAUUUCCAACAGUAUUAGCGAUAUUCCUCAUAACUUUGGUAGUACUUGGAUUUAUGAACAUUGGCCCCCUGGCCGCCUACAUCGCAUUAGAUUUUGGUUCAAGUAGUGUGAAACCAAUCGAGGGCACAGUCAUCGACACUACACACUACAACAAAUACAAUAAAUCUCGACCACCAUGGACUACGGUAGAGACUACCCCAAACUACUAUUAUCCAUUUGGAAGAAGACGUAAGUACCAUAACUACUCACGAUCUGUACCUAUUCCUGACAACAAUAUAACGAGAUAUGGACGCAAUAAUACCUAUUUUGAAUCCAGUACAAGACCGUACUACAUCAACAACUUUGGUAUUGGUAAUAAAAGUAUCAUUAGCACAAUUCCAAUUGCAGUAAGCCGUAGACCAGGUCAUGAGAAAGUAUGGGUACCGUACUCCUACGGUAAUAACACCAUAGCUAAAAUACCAAGAAAAUACAAUUAUACGACAACCAAACCGCUGACGAAAUACUACUCUGAUGAUAAUAAUACAUCUACAUUCAUAACGCCGAGAAAAUACAACUACAGUGAUGAUUAUACCUCAGCGAAAACGCCGAGGAAAUACAACUACAGUGAUGUUUUUAACUCAGCGAAAACGCCGAGGGCAUACAACUACAGUGAUGUUUCUACCUCAGCGAAAACGCCGAGGGCAUACAACUACAGUGAUGUUUCUACCUCAGCGAAAACGCCGAGGGCAUACAACUACAGUGAUGUUUCUACCUCAGCGAAAACGCCAAGAAGACAGAACUACAGUAUUCUUUAUGUUCCAGACACACCAGCAGGAAGUUACAAUCACGGUGCUACAGCCAAUGGUAGCGAUUAUUCCAAAUAUGGAAGCAACGCUAGCGACGCAAAACCUAAAGCUGUAACUGUAACAUAUCAUAGCAGUGAAAGUAAGCCUACUCCAAGUAAUAAAAAUAGACCUACGUCAACAUUUUACGAAGAAAACAAAUAUUAUACAGGUGGUUCAAAGUCAGUCAAUUAUCCCAUGGAUUACGCCGUAGCUAAAAGUAAAUCAACUCCAAGUGGAGACAGAGCAGUACUCGCACCGUCAUACAAUGGUACUUACACCAAGCCAAUAGAUAAAACUGCUCCAUCUCCGCGAAAAUACGAAAAAGAUAUGGGUACAAGUGCAAAUACAAAAACACCCAUCGAAUACGCUUACGCCGUGCCAAUAGAAAUUUCUACUCCAGAUAGUGGAACCGUUGCUGUACCCAAUUUUCACAUAAAUAACAAGGGCACGGUUUCAAAUGUUUAUGUUGAUAAACCUAAAAAUACAUCAAGCUAUUAUGACCUCUGUGACAACUGUACAACCAUAGGACAUUACAAUGCAACGAAAGUUACACGUGUAAGAAUAUCGCCUAUAGGAUAUACCGUAAGUGGUGGUGUAAUUAAUAAUAUGAUGACUGAUAAUAAAACAUUGGAUAAUGGUACUGUACCAGUUAAACCAGACUACAAUGUAUGGAAUACACAUAAAAAAAGAAAUGAAAAUGCACCUAUGCAUGUAGCUAGUACACCAGUAGAAGCCAAACCAACUAAAAGUAAUGGUACAAGAAGUGUAAAAUAUGAUGAUGGAUGGAGCACCACGUAUGGAUUGGACGGUAAAACAGGCGACAGUACAAGUAAAUGGGCUACAAAUAAAAGAUAUGAAAAUACGACUGUACCAGGUACAUCUGCUGGUAGACCAGUAGAAGCCAAACCUACUAAUAGUAAUGGUACAACAAGUGUAAAAUAUGAUGAUGGAUGGAGCACCACGUAUGGAUUGGACGGUAAAACAGGCGACAGUACAAGUAAAUGGGCUACAAAUAAAAGAUAUGAAAAUACGACUGUACCAGGUACAUCUGCUGGUAGACCAGUAGAAGCCAAAUCUGAACCAACUAAAAGUAAUGGUACAAGAAGUGUAAGAUAUAAUAAUGGAUGGAAAACGUAUGGCUGGGAUUGA
Molecule: messenger RNA, 1995 nt
Organism: Spodoptera littoralis (African cotton leafworm)
Lineage: Eukaryota; Metazoa; Arthropoda; Insecta; Lepidoptera; Noctuidae
Source: the annotation of a GenBank genome assembly